This is a messenger RNA of Dentiscutata erythropus, 209 nucleotides long. The record is from the annotation of a GenBank genome assembly. NCBI's taxonomy places the organism in Eukaryota, Fungi, Glomeromycota, Glomeromycetes, Diversisporales, Gigasporaceae.
CUGUAACUGAAAAGGCUCCAAUAGCAAUAUCUGAACUGUCUGAACAGAGCACUUCAAAUAACAUCUCAGAAGUAACUCUCACAGUUGAAACUAAAAAUCAAAAGGCCACAGCACCAGAAACAGCAAAUGUGAUAAUUGAUACAGUUACAAAAGAUAACCUUAUAUCUGACAAUAAAGGAUACAAAAUGGAGGAAACAAAAUUCACACUA